CGUGUGUGUGUGUGUACCACGUGGGGCGUGUCCGUGUGUGUGUACCACGUGGGGCAGCGUGUGUGUGGGUGUGUGGAUAUAAGACUCUGAGCCACAGAGCACUGAGCUCACACGCGGAUCGCAGCUGCGAUUCGUCUACGCAGCAGCAGCAGCAACGCGCUCCGUCAACGUUUCCGUCAAACCCUCCCCACCCAUCGUCAAACAUCAACAUCAUCCAUUAUUCAUCGUCACACCUUGCUGAGCCAGCAGUCAGGUGGUGGCUGUAAACAUCGAUUAGUCUGGACACGUUUCAGCGGCGACAGUCGUAGAACUCGACACUCGCCGUGGGUGCUGAACAGCGGCGGUGCUGCGUGUGGACACACGGAGCGUGGCACGCACAGCGGGUCUCGGCUUCGAAUACAGCCGAUUUGUAUCGCCGGCACGACAUUAGCAAGAGGAUUUGAUGAUCCCUGCGGGCAGACUUUAGUCAAAUUGCUGCUGCUGAAGACGAAGAAGACCGACACGACCCGUCACACGCAGAGUCUGCAUCGUGGACCGCAGCCACUCGCGAGUCGGCGGACCUCUCGGCAAAACCUCGUCGAAUACAUUUCUCCCUCGCGCUCCACGUGUGGCCAUGGAGGCCCCGUUCUACCACGACGACGUGGUCGGCCUUCACUCGUUCGGCCAGGUGAGCGCCUUCGCCAGCUACUCGAGCAAGAACGUCGCCCUCCUCCGGCAGGGCAAGGCGGCCGCGCAGACGUCUCCGCUGCCGGGAGUGCUGCAGGCCACCGCGUGCGUGGGUGGUCCACCGCUGCUGCCACCCUCGUCUUCGACGUCGUCCCUCGUGUCUUCAGCAUCAUCAUCAUCGCCACCAUCGCCACCUCCUCCUCCUCCUCCUCCCGCACCGCCGUCAGCGUUGUCAUCUGCUGCAUCUUCAUCAUCCUCGUCGUCUUCGACCUCGUCUUCUCCAUCCGAGUCGGCCAUGCUGAGGCUGUCGAGCUCUGACAUGGAGCGCUUCAUCAUCCACCACCACCACCGGCAGCAGCAGCAACAACAACAGCACCACCACCUCCACCACCUCCACCAGGGCGGCCCGGGGCUGUCCGCGCCGCUGUCCCCGGGGCUGCACGGCGCCGUCUCGGGCGCCUUCGGCCGCGGCGGCGGCAGCGCCGCCGAGGAGGAGAAGGACAACUUCGCCAAUGGCUUCGUGCGCGCCCUCGAGGAGCUCCACAAGCAGAACAUCCGGCACAGCGCCGCCUCCUCCUCCUUCUCCUCCUCCUGCUCGCCCGCCCUGGUGAGCCAGCUCCACGGCUCGGGCUACGAGGCCCCCUCCCCCCACCAGCAGCAGCAGCACCUGCUGCCCAGCUACGCGCCGCUGCUGCCGCAGCACCACGCGGCGGCCGAUGUUCGCCAGGGGCCCCCCUCCUCCUCCUCCUCCCCCGCCGCCUGCUACGCGGACCUCGGCGGCUACGGGCCGCAGCUCGGGCUCGCGUCCACAGGCGGUGGCGGCGGCCUCCAGCAGGGCCUCGCGGGGACCUCUGCUGGAGGCCUCGAGUACGGAACGUCGGCCCUGUACGCGCACGCACAGAGCGCGGGCCACGCGUCCUCCCUGCAGUACCUGCCCAGGUCCCAGCAGCAGCAGCAGCAGCUGCUGCUCAAGGAGGAGGAGGAGGAGACCCUCCAGACUGUGCCCGACCUCAUGCACGAGGGUGGUGGCGGUGGUGGAGGACCUUCCAACGCCUCGUCAACGUCGUCCUCUUCCUCCUCCUCCUCGGCGGCGGCCACAGUGAGCGACCUCGUGGGGCGCGGGGCCACGGCGCCGGUGGACAUGGAGUCGCAGGAGAAGAUGAAGGUGGAGCGCAAGCGGCUGCGCAAUCGCAUCGCGGCGUCCAAGUGCCGCAAGAGGAAGCUGGAGCGCAUCGCCCGCCUCGAGGAGAAGGUGGCCGCGCUCAAGGCCAACAACGCGCAGCUCGCGGGCACGGCGGGCACGCUGAGAGAGCAGGUGGACACGCUGAAGCAGAGGGUCCUCAACCACCUGGGCAGAGGCUGCCGCUUGGCCAUUGGGGCCACCCAGGGCGGCACGGCUCUGCAGGCCUUCUGAUGGCCGCGGGCGUUUGAUGGGGAGGUCACGCGAUUCACCGAGCCGGCUGGUCGGGCAGGCGCGGCAAGUGGCAGCGGCAGCAGCAGCGGCAGCUGCAUCCACGAGAAGGAGGCCAAACGGGAGAGAGUUGACGGUGGGGUUUUUCCCCAUGAAGGUUGUGGAGAUGAUGGAGAUGAUGAUGAUGAUGCGUCGAGAGGGGCUUGCGUGGACUGAGCUCCUCGUGCUCACGGCGGAGGGCGAGAGACGAGCGGCAAGGAGGGCAUCGAGGCGCGUGGAUCAUUCUUCUCGAGACUGGAAUUCUGGCUGUGAUGAUGAUGAUAUGCAGCGGCGUCGAUCGAGAUUUGGCUCCCAAAGUUCAGUGCCCACUUACGAUUUAAAAUAUGAAAUGUCUCGUAAAAUCUGAAGUUUUAAAUGAGUGGUACAUUAGCAGGAUACGGUGGCGAAAAAAGCAGUGGAUAUGAUGGUACAUCCCACUGCAGUACCGUACUACGUGAGUCCUGCAGUACUGUGGUGGUAAUGUGGUGGUACCUGUGGUGGUACCUGUGUUGGUACAUGCCACUGCAGCACUCUACGACUAAAAUACGAAAGCAUGGUCGGAAAUUGAAAUACCGAGAUUGUAAUGUUUACGCGCUAAAGAAAAUUGUGCGAUUGAAUAUUUGCGACCGCAGAUUGAAUGUAAAGAUGUUUAGAAAGGAGGAGGAGGCAUUUCUCUUGAGAUGACCUAUAUUAUUAUUUAUGUGCUUAUGGAUCUUUCCCUUAAAGGGACCGGCAACUGCCGUCCGAGCUUUCGGUGGUGGUCUUAAUUUGAUAGUUUCGGUGGAGUCACCGAAAAGGUGGUGGUGGUGGUGGUGGGGGGCUUCAGUUCUCACAAGGGAAGUGGCGACGUGGAAUCGAGCUGGUUUCAAAACAGCUCUUCUUGAGGCCUGCGAGCGAGUGCAGCUUUAAUUGUGGAGGCAUUUUGGCUUCGAGAAAAAAGCCGUGAGUCACCACCACUCCGCCUUUGAUGAGAAAGCCUUUAAGCCCCCGGGGGGAUGCGUGGGUGGUGGUGGUUGUGGAUGACGUAUUCAACCACCACUGCCAACAACAACUACCCACCACAUUUUUUUUAUUAAACUCCUACCCCUCGGCAAACCCGCGGGGCUGAAACGUUCCUAGGCCAGAGUUGGGGGGCCCUGAUGAUUCAUGCGGCUUGCAGUGUUACACGUGGGGGCCUUUUGUAAUACAAUAGACAAUAUAUGGGUCUCAGAAGGGGAGGCGAUUUGAAAGUGCCUUGUACAGGCUGAAUGUUGUAAGCGGUGCCAUAUGUGUGUGUGUCGCUGCUGGCUGGGUGGCCAACCAAUACGCACACACACACACGUGCAUAUGUUCGAAUUCAGGCUGUGGUUGACUUUGCGACCCACCCCUUCGUGGGAGGGCUCGGUGAGUGGGUUAGUAAAACGCGUAGCCGCCACGUUAAGAGACGUGAACUGCUUUUACAGACUGACUGGGCCCCGCCAGUGAUUGUGGACAUGAGCACCAGCAAUGGUGAUGGGCACUGCCCAGUACUCGUUUUAUUUGAUAAACACUUUGCCUUUGACUAUACAGUACUGUGUGUGUAGUUGUAUAAGCUGUCAUUAUAUACAUAGUCCUAUUUUUGUGAUUGGCUCCUGCCAUAUGAACGUGGAAUUUCCACUACUGGCUCUGUGGAGGGGUGGGGGGGCGUCCGGCAGUAGAACAGAGCGUCUCGCCACGGACUCUCUCACCUUGAGCUGCCGCCGCCGUCGAUAUUUGUUCGUCUUCAAUUUGACGAUGAGCGGAGCGUGGAGUUCAAGGUGCCGACAGCUGUGUUUUAAAAGCUCGACAGUGUUCACCAAAAUGUGUGGUGGUGGUGAUGGGGAAGGGAGGGAGGGUGGUGGUGGUUAUUUUUUUCUGUGUUGCUCUGCCCGCUUGCUGCACGGUAAGAAAGGGCCAACACUCAGUACGCAAGCCAAGCCCGAGUUAGCAGCACCAUGGCAACUCGAACAAGAUGUUCGGUAAUGGAUGGUUUGUCAAACGUCUUAUUAUGAUUUUACUACUGUGAAGUGUAAAUUUGACUUCAAAAUCCAUAUCGACAAUUAUUUUUUUUCGAAGUCAAAUGUGAGUCAUGAUUUGCCAAUUCGGUCAAACACCAAUCACACACACGCACGCGCGCGUGUAAAAUGCAAUUUGCGUAGCUGCUAUAGAUCUGUGUUUGUGUUUCUAAAGGCACCCGGGCACACACACGGAUUAACUGAUGCUCUGACAUUCGUUGAAGCACGGUGUAAUUCACAAGCAGACAUUCCAUGUGGUCGAGCGAUUGUUACUAUGGUUUCACCGACUGACUCACAUUGGAAAAGUUAAAGAAAACCUAUAUUGGGGAGUCGAUUCAACCCAUAAUCACCCCCAGGAAUUGGGGGGUUAUAAAAUUGGUACUACUUUAUGGCAAUGUUCAGGGCGCCACGGUGGCUAUGAGAUGUUAACUACCUCGCCUGGUCUACAGGAGGUCGUGGGUUCGAUCCCGACCCUGGCGCCUGCUGCUGCUGCUGUCUAUGUGGUGUGUUCUCCCCGUGGGGGCGUGGGUUCUUCUCGGAGAUCUUGGGGUUUUCCUCCACGUUUAGAAUAAUGCGUUUAGGGUAUUUGGGUGUUAUACAUUUUCACGUGAUAAACCAUUUAAUUGGGAUAUAUUUGUGGCCAGGUCGCUAAGGAAAAAAGAGCUAUGUAGCUCAUUGGGCCUUACCUGGUAAAGUUAAAAAAAUAGUUUAGUUUUAAUGCGGAAUUCCCACCACUGGUUAAUAUGCCUGCGCAGGGUGACCCUUUGAAUUCGAGACAGAUCCAAAUUUCAAGAUGACGUUUCACAGUUUCCACAAUUUUCUGCACCAUGUGACACGAUGUUCUGCUUACAAUUUACAAAUCGUUCUGAGUGCGUAAGUGGUUUAUCUAUAUGAAGUGGUGUCUUUAAUAGUGAGGACUGCUCUCAAUAUCUGGAAUGGAUUUUUUUUUAUCAAACUUGGCCUGGCAUGGUAUAAUUGGAUUGCGGAAUGGCCCUUGGAGGAGGGAUUUUUUUAUAGUCCGAAUCCAUUUGUGGUGUUCCAUGCCAGGAUUUAGAUUUAUCAAUGACCAACUCUGUGGUGUUAAACUCGGCGGUUGGUCAAACUAACUUGGAGUCCAUCAUACGGACUAAUGUGAAACAAAUGUUGCAUCAAACACAUUGUACUGUAUUCAUUUUAUCACCAUUUUUUUGUAUCUUCAAUAGAUGUAUAAUUUCCUGGUUAUUUUUUGUGGUCUUUGAAACAAAAUAGAUACUUUGACAUGUAUUAACGUUUACCGGCUUUAUGUGAAUAUUUUUCAAUCGAUUUGUAAUUUAGUUUUGAAUGAAAAAUGCAAAUACAUGGAAAAAUACUGUCGUGCUAAAAGUGCUAAUGGCUACAAUGCUUUGGUUAAGAACGCGUAGACUUUGACAGCCAGGCAUAUCGGAGUAUGGUUUCCUUGAUUCGUGCGAGUCUAUAUAUUACAUGGACCUGUUGUGUGUAAAAUCUUAACACUUUGCAAGCACUCGGCAAGGAUUCACGAUGGUGGCGCUUGGGAUCUCUUGAGAGCCCAUUGGUUGACGUGACCACUACACGCGUGUUGUUGUGAGCGCUUCCGGUUGCCUUUGAUGUUUGAUGUCGCAGACGAGAAGGAUGGUGUGCGUCUCGACAGAGUAGGGACUCUUGAACGUCAAUCCAUCAUCAUCACCACCACCAUCAUCAUCUCUGGGGUAGAUAAAAUAAGCUCCACCCUUCGCGAGGAUGUCUGGUAAUUGGUACAAGUCAGCGGUGGUGUUGUCACUGAUGGACUGGCACCUGCCAUGACAAUGUGGAGUUGUAAAAAUUGGCUUAUAUUUCUCCCAGUUGCUGGAUAGAGCCUUGUCCUCAGUGCCCUUUUUUGCAACUAAUUGGUAAUUUAUAGAACAAAUUAAAUGAUACUGUAUAUAGGAUUAUUUUAAUUGAAAGAAAUAUUUAUAUAUUUUGAUCUCUCAGUUUAGAUGCUACCACAGUACAAUAUAUAGCACUUGUCCAACGAAGCCUAUAAUCACCAUCGUCUUCACCAUCAUCAUCUCAUCGGGGUGGCUGAUAUGAGUACGACCUGGCGUUGAUUGCGCCACGUGUGCACAGGAAGUCAACAGCGAGAGAGUUGUCUUGAUUUAUUUACAGACUAACUAUGCCACGGUAAUGUGGAGUUUAUUAAUCACUGCUGUCGAACGGUGAAGUACGACCACAUUAUUAUGCUACUUUUUUGUGUUUAGCUGCUACUGUUACAUAAAUGAUAAUUACGUACCUUAAGUGAAAAAAAAACUUUAUUUUCUGUUACCUGAUGUGCCAGUUGUGUUUUUUUGUAUUUUCUGCCAAAGAGGCAUUCUAGCACUGUGUAUUUAGAAAUGGGCAUUUGUUACGCGUAACGCGGUCUACAUAUUGAAAGCUAUACAUCGUGGCGAUUGUGGCUUACAUACGAUUGAAAAUAAAUAAAUGUUGCAAACGAG
Messenger RNA from Lethenteron reissneri (Far Eastern brook lamprey), 6596 nucleotides. RefSeq names its product transcription factor JunB-like. The record is from RefSeq and is a predicted model, not a curated record. Gene Ontology annotation, cellular component: transcription regulator complex. Gene Ontology annotation, biological process: regulation of transcription by RNA polymerase II; regulation of cell cycle; regulation of cell population proliferation. Gene Ontology annotation, molecular function: DNA-binding transcription factor activity, RNA polymerase II-specific; transcription factor binding; RNA polymerase II cis-regulatory region sequence-specific DNA binding. Lineage: Eukaryota; Metazoa; Chordata; Hyperoartia; Petromyzontiformes; Petromyzontidae.